AUGUCGCUCCAUCCCCCCAAUUCUAUGCGCCUCAAAGACGGAUGGACAGCUAGACCCACACUUUCUAGACGCUCUAGCUUGGGUUCUGAUAUUUUUGGGCCCCUUUCUCGAAGAAAUACGAGCCAUUCACAGUCCAUCGACUUCCUUGAUGUCGGCUCUAGAACCCCUCAGCGUUCCACCGGAACGCCUGCAUCUACCAUCGCGCCCAGUUCUGUUGAUCUCAAUCCGCCUGCCAGACCAGAGGACAUAGACUUGGGCUCCUUUAUCGUUAUUUCGGGUGGUACAGGGUGCAAUGCGAUCUGCGAAGCUUUCGGAAAAGAUGCGUCAUACGUUCUGCCUGUAUCAGAUAACGGCGGGAGUUCUAGUGAAAUCAUUAGGGUGUUGGGUGGACCUUCUAUUGGCGACAUUCGGUCUCGUCUGAUCCGGUUAAUUCCUGCUGGGCCGCCACCCGCCGCGGCGAUUAAGAAUUUGCUGUCCUAUCGCUUUCCGUCCGACUGUUCGGAGCGCGAAGCACACAUCGUUGAGGGAAAGAGCAAAAUUUGGGCCGGUAUUCCACCUGAUCGAAAAGAGACCAUCCGAGUCUACUUUGAAUCUGAGCUUCUCAAGCGGGCACAUAAAAAUUUCGACUUUCGUAAUGGAAGCCUUGGGAACUACUUCCUGGCGGCGGCUCAAGGCUUUUUCCGUUCUUUGCCUUCAGCCAUAUUCCUAUUUUCAAGUAUCACACACAGUCAGGCUCAUGUGCUUCCCGUGUUGGUUACGAGCCACUUUGUGACAAUCGCGGCCGAACUUACAAAUAAGCGUACCAUCGUUGGCCAAUGUGAAAUCUCCCAUCCCGUCCCCAGUACCAAGCCCUCAGCCUUAGCGGGCGCAUCCACGCCCCAGAGUGAGCUAGAGUCUGAAGAAACACCGGGCGAAGGAGAGGAAGAUGACGAUGAUGAUGAGCAUGGCGGCGGAGCAGCUGAUACUUCAAGGCUAAAUGCGAUGUUCAGCAAAGCGCCAGAGGGUGAAGGUUCGGCUGCAUAUGCUAAACUGGAGGCCCGAAUCAAUCGUGUCUUUUAUAUUAAUGCAUAUGGUCAAGAAAUAUUCCCAUCGCCCAAUUCUGACUUUAUCGAAAAUCUUGGGAAACGUAAGACACUGAUGCGCAGUAUCAUUCCAUGCCUCGCCUUACGUGGUGUCGCCUCGGCCAUUGCAAAAUCAGCAUCCAUCCAAGCCAAAGUUCUGCUUCUUAACGGUCAAAAUGAUCGCGAGACAGAGGGCUAUAGCGCCGAAGACUAUGUAAAUGCGAUAGCUCGGGUCCUCAACCGUCAUGACCGGUUGUCUCAUAAAGCUCUAAAGGGCACCCAGACGCCUGAUUUUUUAAUUCGAGAUUACCCUGUUUCAGCGUUUAUAACCCACGUAAUCUAUCUUCGUGGUUCAAGCAUCCGGGUUGACCAAGGAAAACUAGCGGCUGCGGGUGUACACUGCGUGGAAGUGGAAGGGCCAUCUGGGGACAAACCUUUGUAUGACCCCGCGACUGUUCGUUGGGCAUUGGAUCAGGUCUAUCGCCGAGACAUCCAUUGA
Rhizoctonia solani is the source of this 1560-nucleotide messenger RNA. RefSeq lists its product as uncharacterized. The record is from RefSeq and is a predicted model, not a curated record. The transcript has 15 exons. Lineage: Eukaryota; Fungi; Basidiomycota; Agaricomycetes; Cantharellales; Ceratobasidiaceae. Gene Ontology annotation, molecular function: LPPG:FO 2-phospho-L-lactate transferase activity. Bases 1 to 1560 code for a protein of 519 amino acids.